AUGACUUUAGCUGCCGACGAGGGCAAUGAUGGGCCGUGGAGUAGCUUCGACAUCCGCGUGGGCAGCCCUGAACAGGAUGUGCGCGUCCUCGUCUCUACAGCAGCCCCAGAGACGCUGGUAGUUCUGGCGGAGCACGGGUGCUCGAAAGCGGUCUUUGAAGAUGUGCCAGCGGACUGUGCCGUUUCGAGAGGAGACAUGUUCAGCCCGGACGACUCGUCAACGUGGGAUCCGCUGGGGAUCUUCCAGAUCAACGGUGAUGGAGUUGGGCUGGAGGCCAACCUCGGAUACGUACAGAGGGCACAGUUUGGGCUGGACAAUGUGAGCAUCGGCCUGGUUGAUGGUGGAGGGAGCCUCGGCCUCAGUAACCAGACGAUUGGGGGCAUUGCCACGGCAUCGCCAUUCUACCUUGGAAUAUUCGGCAUCAACAACCAACCUCUCAACUUCAGCACGCUAGGAAACUUCUCCUCGCCUUCGUUCAUCACGACACUCAAGGAUCAGGGUGCCAUUCCAAGUUUGAGCUGGAGCUAUACCGCUGGAGCGAUUUAUCGCGCAAAGAAGGUCUACGGGCAGCUCAUCUUCUCCGGAUAUGAUACCUCUCGGUUCAAGGCGAACGACGUCUCCUUCACCAUUGCAGACGACGUGACCCGCGACCUUGUCGUCGCCCUCCAGGCUAUCACCUACAGCGGCGAGGACAAGCGAUCCCUCUUAUCCGAGCCCAUCAACAUCUACAUCGACUCGACCGAUCCAAACUUGUGGCUUCCCGAGGACGCGGUCCGCAACUUCGAAUCAGCCUUUGAUCUCACACUCGACGACAGCUCGGGCCUGUACCUGGUGAACGAGUCCCAUCACUCCACCCUGCUCGAAUCCGGCGCGGAGGUGAGCUUUCGGUUGUCGGAUGUCCUCCAAGGCGGGUCGACGACCACGAUCACCCUUCCGUACAAGGCGUUUGAUCUCCAGGCCGAAUAUCCCCUUGUCGACAAUACGAGUUAUUACUUCCCGCUGAAGCAGGCGGUGGAUGAGUCGCAGUACACGCUCGGUCGAGCAUUCCUCCAAGAAGCCUACAUCACAGCUGACUAUGAGCGUCGCGUUUUCAACGUCUCUCAAUGCCAGUGGGCCGAGGGCAAAACCGCAAAUAUCAUCACAAUCACCUCGAAAGACACAGACACAGACGCGGCUGCAGAUGCAGAUUCCAGCUCCAACACUUCCAACUCGGGCUCUGCGUCGGAAUCUUCUCCUACAGAGACCGUGGGCGAAGUGUCCACCUCGUCGCGACAAACAUCCAUGGGCAGCGGAACCGUGGCUGGCAUUGUCGUCGGCUCCUUGGCGGCCGUAGGUCUCGUCAGCGCGGCUUUGUUCCUCCUCCUUCGCCGUCGAAAGCGAGCAUCGUCGUCCGAUGGGGGAUCGUCACCGAGUCGUCCAGAGUCCAGCGCGGUGACUCUUGGUCCUGGCAGUCCAGAAAUGGAUGGUGAGCCAAAGGAGUUUUAUCCCAGAGGAGAGGAACUAGCAGGGGAUACCACUCAGGUCUACCAGUUGCAUUCAGAUCCCAAGGAAACUGUCGCUGUUGCGAUGGAGCCGGAAGAGCCCCAGGUGUACGAGCUGUCCGAUAGGAGAUAUGCUUGAGCUCGUCGCUUCUCUUGGUAUUCGCUUUUCAUUACGAAUUAAGCCUCUUUUGUGAAAGGUAAACAUAGCACACA
Emericellopsis atlantica is the source of this 1694-nucleotide messenger RNA. Its product is annotated as aspartic peptidase domain-containing protein. Gene Ontology annotation, cellular component: fungal-type vacuole. Gene Ontology annotation, biological process: proteolysis. The record is from RefSeq and is a predicted model, not a curated record. NCBI's taxonomy places the organism in Eukaryota, Fungi, Ascomycota, Sordariomycetes, Hypocreales, Bionectriaceae. Gene Ontology annotation, molecular function: aspartic-type endopeptidase activity. Bases 1 to 1620 code for a protein of 539 amino acids. The transcript is spliced from 5 exons.